AAGAUGCACAUAAGACGACGAAUGACAAUGAUAACAAGGAAAUACGCCAAAUAUUGACAUUGUAUUGUUUGUAUCAAAACACAACAUUCGAUGUCUCAGUUGAACUUCAAUAUAACAAAGUGUAGAAGCAGAACAGCAAGCCUAACACGUUGAUUCAGAUUACAAGUUUGACCACUGCAAUCUAGAAUACAAUGACAGCAAGUGUAAUUUACUACGUGAUUUGGUUUGUCUUCUUGACAUCAGGGGCACUAACUACCCAGUGCCCUGAACAUUGCACAUGCAGAAAUGUAAACGUGGACUGCUCCGGCCAACAACUUAAGGUGGUCCCAACCAUCCCGGCCACCACAGUGUCAUUAUAUCUGGCCAACAACAAGCUGGGCCCUGCCCUCUCCGAUGUGGACGCCUUCGCAGGCUUGCCCAACCUGACCCAUAUCGACCUUUCCAACAAUGGGCUGAGCGAGCUGCCAGGAUGCUUAUUCCGGGGACUCGACAAACUGCACACGGUAGUCCUGGCCGGCAACAGUCUGACCAUGUUGCCAAACAACUUCUUCACAGACUCUAAGCAGGUGGAACAUCUGGACCUCAGCUACAACGAGAUGUCGGCUCUGCCUGAAGCCAUCAUGUCAGAUAUGCCUAAGCUAAGAAUACUGGAUCUGUCGCACAACAAAAUAAACACGCUGGUUCUCGGAGCUAGAUUCCAGGUUGUUAAAGAGAUCGAGUACAUUGAUCUGUCCAACAACAAUAUCGAAGCUAUCACAGACGACUCCUUUGACGUGGCCAGAGAAUGGAUAGCGUCUGUCAACCGAACGCUGAAAUUGAGCUUCUGUGGGCUAAGGACCAUUACAGAGCUAGGAUUGAGCAAGAUUCCCAGCCUGACAGCCCUGGAUUUAACAGGAAACACUUACAUUUCUGCGGAAACCCUAAACAAUGUGCUGAAGAAUCUCCAGACCUCUAAGCGUCUUCAGAGCCUGGUAAUUGCGCAGAUGAAUUUGAAAACAAUCGAUCCUUUAUUUUCUGGUGUAACGGAGCUGUCUAUAAAAGCGCUUAACCUUUCACACAACGGCAUCGAGGACAUAAUGGAAAACGUAUUUGAGAACCUUCCCAGCAUCCAAUCGCUGGACAUGAGCAACAACUCACUCAGCCACAUGAGCAAAGCCUUUGAAGUCCUGCGCUACUUAAAGCACUUAGAUCUUUCGAACAAUCGGCUGGUCAGUUUCAAGGAUCAUGUAGAAGAGUUGAGUGAGUUAAGGCACCUCGACCUGUCUAACAACAAGCUGGCCUCUGGCAGCAAUAUCAGUUUUCAAAAGCUGACCAAGCUAGUAUUUCUUGACGUCAGCUACAACCAGAUGCCAGACUUUAUAAUUCCAAACACCCAUACACUACAGUACCUUAACUACAGCCAGAACAACAUUAAAGAGCUGUCCGCUUUCAUUGACGCUUCAGGACUUCAGUAUUUUGACAUCAGUGACAACAAUCUCGACUCCAUUCCCACCCAGCUGUUCAAAAAUGGCAAAUUUAUCAAGAUUGCCAACUUUAGUGGCAACAAUAUCAGCCUCCUACAUGAGGAUGCCUUCAUUCCCCAGUCACCCCUUGUCAUAGAUCUGUCCCGAAACGCGCUGAAACAAAUUAAACAAAUGAAAUGGGUGGCUACACAAGUCUUAUUCUUGAGUAUGAACAAGCUGGUGUCUGUGGACCCACUGUCCUUCAAAGGAAUGAAUGGUUUGGAGUACCUUGACUUAUCGUCCAAUCAGCUAAGCCGCUUAGAUGACAAUACACUGCAGCAUAUGCUGAGUUUGAGAUACUUAGAUUUAUCCAAUAAUGAGUUGUCAGACGUGUACUGGCCGUACGUUUUAAGAAAUCUUGAGAACCUUGUGUUUCUUGAUCUCAGUUUUAACAAAGUUCAGAUUCUCCAAGAGAAUAUACUAGAGCGAGUGAACAAACUGGAGAAGAUCUACCUUCAAAACAACAACAUUCGAAUGGUCUCGCCGCUGAUAUUUCGAGAUAUGACCAACCUGCAAGAGCUGGACCUGUCCAGCAACCCUUUCGAUUGUACUUGCGACAUGCUGGCUUUCCGGGACUGGAUCAAGAGGAGCCACGUCAUAUUCAACAAUUUAUUGGAUGCCAACUCGACCAAGUAUCGGUGCCACAGCCCAAGCAGCCGCAUCGGAAUGCACAUCACCUCGUGGGAGACGGGGAGCCUUGAGUGCAACAAGACCAUGCUAUACUCCAUCAUCUUUGGUGGCAUAGGUAUCGGGCUGGUUCUGAUCGCGGCAAUUGUUGGGAGCGUCUAUCGCUUUUACAAGAGGCAGAAAAAGGCCAGAGAAGAGUGGAAGCAAAAACUGGAGGAGAAACUGGAAGAAGAGUGGAAACACAAAAAGAAGGUAGAUUACAUAAGGAUGGUCAAGCAAGAGGUCGCCGACGAGAUUUGGAACGCCAUCGCAAGAAGAGAGCGACGCCAAGACAAAUAUCAAGCGUUGAAGCCCAAUGGUUACAUUUCAGAGAGCGCCGUUGUGGAUGCGAGAAGAAACCACGAAAAAGAAAGGAGAUACAGACAUCCUCUAGAAAAAGGUAAGUCAAGGCCAGUGUACCCAGAAGAGAGCGACUAUGUGAACCUCGGACGCUACCACAGAGACAGCUACGGAAAUUAUCUACCUUAUUCAGCUGCCAACAUAAAUUACAGAAAAGAAGGAGACAGCCGGGUUUUCUACACAGGGGACAGCCACCGACAAAGUCGACCCUAUGCAUACAGGGACUCGGUGACAGGCUGGCAGGAUCGCGAGGGCUGGGAAUGGUCCAAAAACUGGAUGCUGCAGGAAAGGUCGAGAAGACCGGAACAUGGAAUCAAUGGCUACAUGACCAUGCCGACCAUCAGGAGUAAAUACGAAGACAGGCCCCGCGCUUAUAAUGAUCACUACCAGCAAGAGGUUCGCUUCAACCAGGCCUUUCCAAGGCGGCACCAGAGGCCCCAGGACAUGCCAAGGUCAAAAAGUUACAACUACCUGCCCCAGGAGCACCACGUUCAACAAGCCGAGCACCCGGAUGUGGACACGAGACAGCCGGAUAGCCACGAAUCUAGAGAGAAAAGCAGAAAGGUCGCACGGGCUGCAUCACAGCCUUAUCUUUCUAACGCUGGGAUGUCAGACUGGCUGUAACUCUAGACUUAAGGGACUUAUCACAAUGUCCAGACUGAUAGCAGAAUCAGUGACUCCAUUUAACUGAUGCGAGGGCCCAUGACUAAGAUGUGUAUUUACCAUGUCAAGUCCUCACUCGAUAGGUUUAGAUUAAAGACUUUGGUGAAUGUUCUUAAACACUAUAAUAACGAGUCAUUAGUAAAACCGUAACAACAACAAAAACAUAAACACGCAAAGAAACCAAUAUAGGUCAGUGAUAAACAUUCAAACUUUGAUAACGAGAGUUUAUUUAAAAAAAAAAAAAAAAAACACUUUGAAUCGCUUGUCACAAGUCGGUCAUCUGUAGACUUGAACACUGACAUAUAUCGCUGAGUGAUACCUGCCCCAGGAGCACCACGUUCAACAAGCCGAGCACCCGGAUGUGGACACGAGACAGCCGGAUAGCCACGAAUCUAGAGAGAAAAGCAGAAAGGUCGCACGGGCUGCAUCACAGCCUUAUCUUUCUAACGCUGGGAUGUCAGACUGGCUGUAACUCUAGACUUAAGGGACUUAUCACAAUGUCCAGACUGAUAGCAGAAUCAGUGACUCCAUUUAACUGAUGCGAGGGCCCAUGACUAAGAUGUGUAUUUACCAUGUCAAGUCCUCACUCGAUAGGUUUAGAUUAAAGACUUUGGUGAAUGUUCUUAAACACUAUAAUAACGAGUCAUUAGUAAAACCGUAACAACAACAAAAACAUAAACACGCAAAGAAACCAAUAUAGGUCAGUGAUAAACAUUCAAACUUUGAUAACGAGAGUUUAUUUAAAAAAAAAAAAAAAAAACACUUUGAAUCGCUUGUCACAAGUCGGUCAUCUGUAGACUUGAACACUGACAUAUAUCGCUGAGUGAUACAAAUCGCUAUUCCAGCUCGUUGUACAAGCUAAGAAAGGAUUGAGUCUAUUUGAAGGCGGCUGUACGGAAACAGAAUGUACACUUUAGAAGUCGAGCUCCAGAUUCAGGUGAGGUAUGGUAUCAACAUGAUCCUUUGGUAUUUUAACACACAGGUUGUUGUUGUUUUUUUAUCUUAUCUCCAAGAGUAAAUAGUUGUAUUAGUUUUCUAUCCCACAAAUUGGCCUACUUUCUUGUUCUCUCAACAAAAGCACAAAGUAGUCUAUAAACUUGCAGAUGAUUCAGUUUACGAUUCAAAAGUUUUCAAAUCAGCGUUUCUCAACCUUCGUUUUUUGUUUUGUUGUUGUUUUUUUUAAAUUGUACACGUUAGCAAACUUUGCCCAAUGUAUUUCUUGUGUAAACAUAUCACUGCGUAGAAACCAAUGUUUCAUCUUCAGCUGUCCACUCAUUUCCUUCCAUAUCUUCUAUUUGUCCGUUAAGUUAUUUUGUUAUUUUAGGUUUUUGACCAUCGGCACAAUUUAGGUCAUGUUGUGCCCACGUAGCACAGGUUGAGAAACGCUGGAUGCAUGUCGUUGAGGUUAUCAGCACCAAACUUUGUCAAAAGUCAAACUAGCGUUGAUAGUUUUUUUCUGCUUUCAGAUAAAACAAAUGUGUGCACACGAUAAACUAUAUUGAAUACACCAUUAUCUUUUGUAUGGGUGUAACCGACUAGGAAUACUGGAUCUGUAUUAUUGAAUAGCUCAUUGUCAGUAGAUCACUUUUCAAUGGAUGUGUAUGAUACGUAAUAAAUACAUGUGUUUUAAUAAACAAAUGCUUGUUCCCUUGUUUACACUGUGGUCAUUGAAAACAAAUAGAUAAUGAAGGCAAUCAGUCUUGCUAUAAAACUAGUAGGUAGCUCCUGGUUGUGGGGAGGGGGGGGGGGUCAGUCGUAAUUACUUAAGUUAUACCAAUGUACACCUAAAUGUACAUUAUAAGCUAGUGUAAUGAUGAAUAUGUCUAACCUUUUGAUAAUAUGGAUUCCCGUUUAAAUCUUGUUUUAAGAAUGGUUUUAAUUUAAGUUCAUGCAAAAUGCAUAUUUAAAGUGCAUGUUAAAAAUAACAAGAACACUUCUCAAACAACUGAUGCACUUGUGAACAUAUAUUCAGUGUGCUUUGAAACUAUAAGAAUAAUGUAUGUACCACUAAACAUUUAUAGACGAGAUUAUACUUUUCAAUGUAUUUCUAGAAUUGGAAUAUUUCAUUGCACACUUUCAGAUAAUUAGGAAAUAGAUAUAUUUGGAACAAGAUGAAGACUUUUGUCAAAUAAUGGAAUUAUAUAUUGUGGUGGUGUUUUUUUUUUCAAUAAAAAAUGACAUUCUAACAAUUU
Messenger RNA from Biomphalaria glabrata, 5383 nucleotides. Its product is annotated as protein artichoke-like. The record is from RefSeq and is a predicted model, not a curated record. Gene Ontology annotation, molecular function: protein binding. The coding region runs from base 192 to 3152 and encodes 986 amino acids. Lineage: Eukaryota; Metazoa; Mollusca; Gastropoda; Planorbidae. The transcript has 3 exons.